Pantherophis guttatus is the source of this 5395-nucleotide messenger RNA. RefSeq names its product methylenetetrahydrofolate dehydrogenase (NADP+ dependent) 1 like (gene MTHFD1L). Gene Ontology annotation, biological process: tetrahydrofolate interconversion. The record is from RefSeq and is a predicted model, not a curated record. Gene Ontology annotation, molecular function: ATP binding; formate-tetrahydrofolate ligase activity; methylenetetrahydrofolate dehydrogenase (NADP+) activity. Lineage: Eukaryota; Metazoa; Chordata; Lepidosauria; Squamata; Colubridae. Gene Ontology annotation, cellular component: mitochondrion; cytosol.
UGGCUCCGCCUCGCCUCCAGCAGAGGCUGGAGCCAACCCAGCGCUGUCCGGCAGCCAGCACCCUACUCCGCCUCCCUUCCAGCCACACAGCGCGCGUCCUUCCCCAGAGCCCAGCUCCUCCUCCUCCUCCUCGCCGGGAAGCACCGGGCACCCGUCGGCCGUCUUCUUCCCCUCAGAAAUGAGGUUUUCCGCCUUACGCCGCCUGCUCUGCAGAUCAGCGGGGCCCGCCAAGAAAAGCGUCGGCGGCUUCCCUGGCAAAAGGCUGCGCCCCGUGCCGACCGCUUGCCCCGCGGCUCUCUCGCCCCAGCGAGGGAUAAGCAGCACGCGGCGCUGCGGCGAGAAGCAACGAGGAACCAGCAGCGAAGGCGCCCAAAGCUCCGCGCUGAGAGAAAUCAUUGAAACCUCAAGAAAAGCCCUGCAUUUACUGAAGCAAGAACACCCUAAAUUUAAGCCAACACUUUCUGUUAUACAGGUUGGCGAUGAUUUGGGACAAGAAAUUAUCAGAAACGUUGCUAAAGAGAUUGGCGUGGAUAUUGUUCAUAUUUGUCUUCCCCAUGACAGUACUGAAAAUGAGGUUAUAGGUGAAAUUAUAAAACUCAACGAGGAUCCUAGAAUUCAUGGCCUCCUCCUCCGCCUUUGUAGAGAAUCAUACACAAGCAAAAUAUUGAAUGCUGUGAAACCAGAGAAAGAUGUGAAUGGAAUAACAGAUUUUAAUUUGGCAAGAUUAGUACAUGGAGACCUACAUGAAUGCGUGGUUCCCCCUACUGCCAGUGCAGUGAUCAAACUUCUGGAAAAGCAAGCAUGUACUACCCUAGAUGGGAAAAAAUUACUACUUUUGGAUGUCCAAGGACCUUUGGAAGUUUCCUUGCAGUGUCUUCUUCAAAGAAAAGGGGUCAUGACUAUGAGCUUGUCAUGGAACAUGAAGCAACUCCAGACAAUGGUAAAUAUAUCAAGGCUUCGUGAUGCUGAUAUGAUGGUCGUGGGCAGUACCAAACCUAAAGAGAUCUCAGUGGCUUGGAAAAAUCCUGAGAUCACUACGGUGGAUUGUUCACAAAACACUUUAUGGGGACAGAAAGCUUUUCGUGGACAUCCAACAAGAGGCAAUGAUUUCAAUCUAGGUGAGGCUGUAGAACAUCUGGCAUUGGCAAUAUGCAUGCAGAACUUGGUAAAACUCAGUGAGCUACAGAUAGCAGCCCAGCAGUCUAAGGAAUGGAAUCUCAGUUGUUUGAAUCUACAGCCCAUUUCACCUGUUCCCAGUGAUAUUGAAAUUUCCAGGGGGCAGGCUCCAAAACCUAUCCAUAUUCUUGCCAAAGAGAUAGGAUUGCUCACAGAAGAAAUUGAAAUCUAUGGCCAAACCAAAGCCAAAGUACGUCUUUCUCUGCUGGAAAGGUUGAAAGAUCAGCCAGAUGGAAAAUAUGUACUGGUUGCUGGGAUUACCCCGACACCUCUUGGGGAAGGGAAGAGCACUGUGACAAUUGGCUUAGUCCAAGCACUGACAGCCUCCCUUAAAAUAAAUUCCUUUGCCUGCCUGAGACAGCCUUCUCAAGGACCUACUUUUGGUGUCAAAGGAGGAGCAGCAGGAGGUGGAUAUGCUCAAGUCAUACCCAUGGAAGAGUUCAACCUUCACUUAACUGGUGAUAUUCAUGCCAUUACUGCAGCAAAUAAUUUGCUGGCUGCUGCCAUAGAUGCUAGGAUUCUACAUGAGAACACUCAGUCUGAUAAGGCCUUAUAUAAUAGAUUGGUUCCAUUAGUCCAUGGAGAAAGGAAAUUUUCAGCUAUUCAACUUGCACGCAUGAAAAGGCUCGGAAUAACCAAAAUAGAUCCUAAAACAUUAACUGCAGAUGAGAUUAACAGAUUUGUGCGACUUGAUAUAGACACGUCUACAAUAACAUGGCAAAGGGUGGUGGAUACAAAUGAUAGAUUCCUUAGAAAAAUAACAAUUGGCCAAGCAAAUACAGAGAAGGGAUUUUCUCGCCAGACUCAGUUUGAUAUAGCUGUUGCAAGUGAAAUUAUGGCAAUAUUAGCGUUAACCAGUAGUCUGUCUGAUAUGAAAGAGAGACUGGGAAAAAUUGUAGUUGCUAACAACACAAAAGGGCAACCUGUGACAGCAGAAGAUUUGGGAGUAACUGGUGCUUUGGCAGUUUUGAUGAAGGAUGCAAUUAAACCAACAUUGAUGCAGACUUUGGAGGGUACUCCAGUUUUUGUGCAUGCUGGACCUUUUGCAAAUAUUGCACAUGGCAAUUCUUCAGUUUUGGCAGACAAGCUUGCCCUGAAAUUGGUCGGCAAAGAAGGAUUUGUAGUAACUGAAGCCGGUUUCGGUGCUGAUAUCGGAAUGGAGAAAUUCUUCAACAUCAAAUGUAGAGCUUCUGGCUUGAUUCCCAGUGUGGUUGUGCUUGUGGCUACAGUGAGGGCUUUGAAGAUGCAUGGAGGGGGGCCAAAUGUUAUAGCUGGUGCACCUCUUAAGAAAGAAUAUACGGAAGAGAAUCUCAAGCUGGUGUCGGAUGGUUGCAGCAACUUGUUGAAGCAAAUUCAAAUUACCCAGCAGUUUGGGGUUCCUGUUGUUAUGGCUCUUAAUGUUUUCAGAACGGACUCGCCUGCUGAGAUUAAUUUAGUCUGUGAGAUAGCCAAACAGUCUGGAGCUUUUGAUGCAGUCCCUUGCCGGCACUGGUCAGAGGGGGGCAGAGGAGCUAUCGAAUUGGCUGAAGCUGUAAGGAGAGCUGCUAACCAACAGAGCAACUUCAGAUAUCUCUAUGACCUGGAGCUUCCCAUAAUUGAAAAAAUAAGAAUCAUAGCUCAGAAGAUCUAUGGAGCUCAGGAUAUAGAGCUAUCUCCUGCAGCACAGUCUCAAAUAAAUUGUUACACUCAACAGGGAUUUGGGAAUUUGCCCAUUUGUAUGGCAAAAACCCACUUGUCUCUUUCCCACAUGCCUGAGAAGAAAGGUGUUCCCACUGGGUUUGUUCUACCUAUCAGCGACGUAAGAGCCAGUAUUGGAGCUGGAUUUAUUUAUCCAUUGGUGGGAACGAUGACCACUAUGCCUGGAUUGCCCACAAGGCCUUGCUUCUAUGAUAUUGACCUGGACCCUGAUACAGAACAAGUAAAAGGAUUGUUUUGAAGAUUCAAGCGAAAUCAGAGUCUUGAGCGGGGAAAAUGCAGUUUCUAUACUUCUUGAAACCAAGAACCAAGAACGAAUCUGAAAGACAGUUAAAACUUAUCUUGGAAGAAUAUUGUGCUAUAUUAAAGCAGAAUGAAUAAGCUCAUCUCUAAAAUAAUUCUAUACUGAAAAACCAAAGUCAGAACAAAAAAAAACAAAACCUGAACUGUUUCAUACAACCUAUGCAAUGAAAUGUUUCACAGAACAUGCUGUUGCUUAUGCACUAAUUGUUUACUGUAGUAGAUGUGGGGAAUGAAAGAGGGAUGUAUGCAUAGUGAUGGAAGGGGAAGUAACCACUCUUAAGAUAUAUUUGAACCAAUAGGCAAAAUGUUGAAGUUAAUGUCAAUUAGGAAAGCAAAAUUACGAAAUGAUGCCUUCUUCCAUUUCAUAGCCACAAUGCUGCUUUUUUUCAUUCAGCCAUGGAAAUGUCAUAAAAAUUAUGAUGGAAAUGUGUAGCUUUGGGCAUUGCUACGUAAGGAGAAGUGAGAGGCGGUCAAGUUAGGGUUUCAAAUGAGUACAGUGCUCAUAAUCUCAUGUCUCUCAUCAGCACUGCUUUCUGUCAAAUCAGUUUGGACUUUGUGCCUUGAGCUAUUUUGUUUGACUCUUCUAGAUAUUCCAAAGGAUAACAAGAAUUCUUUCAUUUUACAGUCAAUGGAAGUAAACAACAAUUUAUUGUGCAGCUUCCAAACUUUAAAGAAAUGUGCCAUAGGUUCAGUCUGUCUCCUGGUAGAAGUUUUUGCCCUUUUUUGGACAGAACUAUCAACUGAGCAUUUGAGAUCUGAGAAUAAAGACACAGAACCACACACUGUUAAGUAAAUUUAAGGAACACCAAAAUUAAAUGAACUGCACUGCUCUAGAUGAAUUUCUUAUUGGAGAAAUAUUUUUUUCCAUGCCAUUUGGGGGACUGACAAUCAAAAUUGUUUAAGCUGCACCCAGUGCUAUAGAAGUAGAUGCACUAUGAAGCCUGGAAUGAUUGAGGGUCUCUGGGCAAAAAAAAGUAAUCAGUUCCCCUUCAUUGUGUCUGGAAUUGACAAUACAGGUAGUCCUCGAUUUACAGCAGUUCAUUUAGUUACUGAAAAAAAGUGACAUAUGACCAUUUUUCACAUGACUGUUGUAACAUCCCCAUGGUCACGUGAUCAAAAUUCAGACAUGUGGCCACUGAUUCAUAUAUAUGACGGUUGCAGGCUCCUGCAGUCAUGUGAUCACCUUUUGGUACCUUCUGACAAGCCAAUGGGGAAGCCAGAUUCACUUAACAACUGCAUUACUAGCUUAACAACUGCAGUGAUUCACUUAACUGGGGCAAAAAAGGUCAUAAAUGGAGCAAAAUAUACUUAACAAAUGUCUCACUUAACAACCAAAAUGUUAGGCGCAGUAGAGGUAAAUUGAGGACUAUCUGUAUUCUUUCUCUUGUUGUCAACUGCUUUUGCUAGGGAUUAGUAUCAAAGAAAAGCAGAAGCUGCUGUCUUAUGCUUAAAGCAAAUGAUAUUGCUUCUAAGUUCACAUAUCAGUUACAUGCAAAUAGAAGACAUUUUAAAUCAGAGGUGAGAAACCUCUGGCCAAUGAGAAAGAUGUAGCCAAUAAAACAUCCACUUUUGACUUACAGAAGGUCUGCCUUAUGCCCGAAACCCACCCAAAAUUUAUUCACUGCCUCCUUUCCAAAAAUGGAAAAAAGUAUUUGCUCCACUCUUCUAUAUUGAGGAAAGUCUGCCUUCUUUUCCCCAUAUGCCUAGGAAAUAAACCAAAAUUCAAUUUGCUUCAGCAGAUUCCUGCUGCAUCAUUAUAUAAGGAUUAGGCAUUCAAUGUCCUUUGUAAACAAGGCAGAAACAACUGAACAUUCAUGUUUGCCAUGUUGAUUCGAGUUUAUUUAAACAAACCAGGAAUUUACUGCAAAAUAAAUUAAAUUCUGGUUUAUUCUUCCUCUUUAAAGAAUAGAGAGGAAGAAGUCUAAUAUUUCAUAUGGGAUCCUUUCUGUUCAUGCAUAUAGUUUAAAAUAAAUGAUUUAGCAUUAUGUUCGCAGAAAAUACUUCAGACUACAAUAUAUUUUAACAGAGACUAUUAUUCCUCAUGGCUGCUGAUUAUUAUGUGAGAAUACACCAAAUUGCACUAGUUUUACUGUAUAUAGAAAACAAACUGCAUUUCCUCCAGGAAGAUACUUUCCUUUGGUUCAAUCAGAUGCUCUACAAUCUGGAGUAGGACUUUUAACUCAUUAAGUGCCUGAAAAUAAAUUUCUUUUAAUCCUCAAAA